Messenger RNA from Haplochromis burtoni (Burton's mouthbrooder), 902 nucleotides. Its product is annotated as membrane-anchored junction protein. Gene Ontology annotation, molecular function: DNA binding. Gene Ontology annotation, biological process: homologous chromosome pairing at meiosis; meiotic attachment of telomere to nuclear envelope. NCBI's taxonomy places the organism in Eukaryota, Metazoa, Chordata, Actinopteri, Cichliformes, Cichlidae. Gene Ontology annotation, cellular component: nuclear inner membrane. The record is from RefSeq and is a predicted model, not a curated record.
UCAGCUGACAGUCACGUGACAGUUGGGUCGGUUUUCGCCGUCACCAUAGUGACACCUGCUCUGACACUGUGGAUUGGAAGAAGACGUGAGGGAUCCAACGAAUCACAGCAGCCCGAGCGGCCGGAAGGCGGGAAUAUAUCCUGCUCAGCAAAUCUCGAGACGAAUCAGACGUUUGAUUGACGGAUACAGAUUUAACUGUUCACGGUCUGCUUGAGGUCGGAGAUAACCCAGUGAACGAGGUAGCGAAUUCGAGGUCGCAAUUUUAAGCAUUAGACAAUACGCUCAUUUAGGUCGACUAUGCCGUUGCAGGCCUUCUCAUUUCCUCUCCCAGAAACUCGAUUCUUUAAAGCAGGGAGUUUCAUCUACAAGUUCACGAUCAGAGGAGGCUCCAGCUACAGCCAACAGGAUGUUAUGGGAGAAGUCGCCUUCAAUCAGGAAUUAGAGGAAAUUAUUAGAACCGUUCUUGGCAACCUGGAUGACCUUCAGCCCUUCUCCUCCACCCAUUACAUCAUCUUUCCUUAUAAGAAACAGUGGGAGAGUGUGUGCAAACAUGAUGAGAUGAAUCUGAGCAUCUACCCUUUCACUCUUAUCCUCUACCUGGAGAAAAACAUGCAGAACGGGUCUCAAUCAGUGGAGGAGAAUGAUGUAAGGCAGCACAUCCCUUCCAUUCCCGAGCCUCAGUUAAAGAGAGAUUCACCACUAGAGGAGGCCAUACUAAAGGACUUAAUCAAUGACACGGAGGCCGAAAACAGGGUGGCAGUGACUGGCAAGUUGGACUUGGUCAGUGAGCACUCUCAGGGAAAGACCAAAGAAGAUCCAGGACACGUUGACAAGCAGCCUGAGAUAGUACUGCAGGAGCAGGGGACACCUGUGAGACCAGGAUUUCUGAAGCAGCUGGCCAG